Molecule: messenger RNA, 3639 nt
Organism: Homo sapiens (human)
Lineage: Eukaryota; Metazoa; Chordata; Mammalia; Primates; Hominidae
Gene: OR7A17
Product: olfactory receptor family 7 subfamily A member 17
Exons: 3
Coding region: 487-1416 (309 amino acids)
Biological process (GO): G protein-coupled receptor signaling pathway; detection of chemical stimulus involved in sensory perception of smell
Cellular component (GO): plasma membrane; membrane
Molecular function (GO): olfactory receptor activity; G protein-coupled receptor activity
Source: RefSeq, marked validated
AGCAUAUGCAACCUUGGGCUGGAAAUGACAUGGUGGUUUCAUUUGGAGUCCUUAGUCUGGCUCAAGUAUAGAUGAUGCUUCAACUUUUCCUGAUGCCUUGUCUUGAGACAGAGAUUCCAUCUCCACCAUCAACCUGCUAGAGAGGAAUUUACACUUCUCCAUGGAGACCUUCCUUUCAGAAAACUCAGUAGGCAUGGUGAAUAUAGUUCAUGAUGAUAUAUUGAAUUAUUGGAAAAUGCCAAGAAAAUGGAUGUUAAGUGUUCUCGCCACAAGAAUGAUGACUAUAUGAGUCACAUUGAAAAGAUGCAACCAAGCCUGGGCACAAUGGCUUAUGCCUAUAAUCUCAGCACUUUUGUAGGCUGAAGUGGGAGGAUCGCAUGAGUCCAGGAGGUUCAGACCAGCGUUGGCAACAGAGUGAGAGACCCUGUCUAUGUUAAUAAAUAAAUAAAUAAAUAAAUAAAUAAAUAAAUAAAUAGAAAAAAAAAGAUGGAACCAGAGAAUGACACAGGGAUUUCAGAAUUUGUUCUUCUGGGACUUUCUGAGGAACCAGAAUUGCAGCCCUUCCUCUUUGGGCUGUUUCUGUCCAUGUACCUGGUCACUGUGCUCGGGAAUCUGCUCAUCAUCCUGGCCACAAUCUCAGACUCCCACCUCCACACCCCCAUGUACUUCUUCCUCUCCAACCUGUCCUUUGCAGACAUCUGUUUCAUCUCCACUACAAUCCCAAAGAUGCUCAUUAACAUCCAGACACAGAGCAGAGUCAUCACCUAUGCAGGCUGCAUCACCCAGAUGUGCUUUUUUGUACUUUUUGGAGGGUUAGACAGCUUACUCCUGGCUGUGAUGGCCUAUGAUCGGUUUGUGGCCAUCUGUCAUCCUCUGCACUACACAGUCAUCAUGAACCCUCGGCUCUGUGGACUCCUGGUUCUGGCAUCCUGGAUGAUUGCUGCCCUGAAUUCCUUGUCACAAAGCUUAAUGGUAUUGUGGCUGUCCUUCUGCACAGACUUGGAAAUCCCCCACUUUUUCUGUGAACUUAAUCAGGUCAUCCACCUUGCCUGUUCUGACACCUUUCUUAAUGACAUGGGGAUGUAUUUUGCAGCAGGGCUGCUGGCUGGUGGUCCCCUUGUGGGGAUCCUUUGCUCUUACUCUAAGAUAGUUUCCUCCAUACGUGCAAUCUCAUCAGCUCAGGGGAAGUACAAGGCAUUUUCCACCUGUGCAUCACACCUCUCAGUUGUCUCUUUAUUUUGUUGUACGGGCCUAGGUGUGUACCUUACUUCUGCUGCAACCCACAACUCACACACAAGUGCAACAGCCUCAGUGAUGUACACUGUGGCCACCCCCAUGCUGAACCCCUUUAUCUACAGUCUGAGGAAUAAAGACAUAAAGAGGGCUCUGAAAAUGUCCUUCAGAGGAAAGCAAUAAAAGGGCCAUUUUUCAAGAAAUAACUGUGAUUUCAGAGCUUUAAGUCUCAUACUCAGAAAUUGUGAUUCACGAAUCAGGUUGUGAAAGUGGAAUUUGCUCCUUCUAUUUUUUCUCAGAGUUUCAAUUUCUUUGAUCUCAACUGACAUAGAAUUUAAUGUAUUCCUUUAUAAAGCUUUCCGCUCUCUGAUAUCCAAUCUUUUUUUUUUUUUUUUUUUUGUCAUUUUCCUACUUUCCCAAUGUUUUUCCCAAACUAGGGUCAGAAACAAGGUGGAGAUUCCUAUUUUUCUCCUACACUUGUGGGUUGCAUUAGUCCUGCAGAAUCAAUUGCACCUGGCAGCCAUAAGGUCAUUAAUAUAAUUUUAUUUUAGAUAAAUAUCUGAGAAGACAGUUUUUCACUUUGAGCUUAUUCCUUUCUCCACCACCACCUUAAGUGUUCUUCCUGGUCAUGUAAACUUUACCCCACACGAGUGUGCAUUUUAGCUCAUCAUGGCAUUUAUUUUUUUAGAUGGAGUCUCGCUCUGUCACCCAGGCUGAAGUGCAGUGGCAUCAUCUCAGCUCACUGCAACCUCUGCCUCCUGGGUUCAAGCAAUUCUCCUGCCUCAGCCUCCCAAGGAGCUGGGAUUACAGGCAUGUACCACCAUGCCCGGCUAAUUUUUGUAUUUUUAGUAGGGAAGGGGUUUCACCAUGUUGGCCAGGCUGGUCUCGAACUCCUACCCUCAGGGGAUCCGCCUGCCUCGGCCCCCCAAAGUGCUGUCAUCAUGGCAUUUUAUCCUACUCAUUAGGGUCCUGUCCUCUAUUCAGUUCAGUGUCCACCGUGCCUGCUCAAUUCCCUGGAAAGAGUAAGAAGGUAAAAAUUUCCUAUCAAGUGCAGGCACGGUGGCUCAGGCCUGUAAUCCCAGCACUUUGGGAGGCCAAGGCGGGCGGAUCACCUGAGGUAGGGAGUUGGAGACCAGGCUGACCAACAGGGAGAAACCCCGUCUCUACCAAAAAUACAAAAUUAGCUGGGCGUGGUGGCGCAUGCCUGUAAUCCCAGCUACGCAGGAGACUGAGGCAGGAGAAUGGUUUGAACCCGGGAGACGGAGGUUGCAGUGAGCCGAGAUCACAGCAUUGCCCUCCAGUCUGGGCAACAAGAGCGAAACUCCAUCUCAAAAAAAAAAAAAUUGCCUAUCAAAUUCACACUUCAAGUGUAGUCUGCACAGAAAAAUAAAUUUGUGUGAAUCAAUUGAUUUCAUCUGGACUUAGAUUACAAAAACACCUGAAAGAAUAUGGAUUAAAAAAUUUAUUCAUAACUGAAAGAAUAAAUGCUUAAUGGGGUGGGUACCCCAUUCACCAUGAUGUGAUUAUUAUAUAACGCAUGCCUGUAUCAAAACAUCUCAUGUACCCCAUAAGUAUAUACAUCUACUAUGUACCCACAAAAAUAUAAAAGAAAAAAAGAUGGAGUAAAAUUUUUGGCCCGGCAUGGUGGCUCACGCCUGUAAUCCCAGAACUUUGGGAGGCUGAGGCAAGUGGAUUACCUGAAGUCAGGAGUUCAAGACCAGGCUGGCCAACAUGGUGAAACCCUGUCUCUACUAAAAAUGCAAAAAUUAGCCGGGCAUGGUGGCACAUGCCUGUAAUCCCAGCUACUCAGGAGGCUGAGGCAGGAGAAUCACUUGAACCUGGGAGGUGGAGGUUGCAGUGAGCUGAGAUCACACCACUGCACUCCAGCCUGGGUGACAGAGACUCCAUCUCAAAAAAAAAAAUCAGUCAUACAUUGAAUUGCAUUGGGAGAUUUGAUCUGAUGAUAUACAUCUACUUAUAGAGGCUUGGUGCCCAUUUGUAAUGAGGUUUGUUAGUCCAAGGGAAGGAUUUGGAAUCACAGUCUAUGUAAUUUCAUUAUAUCAUUUUACUGUUUCUGCUUAAAAAUUUACAGUGCUACACACAAAUAAGACUCCUUCUGUUGUCCUGCUUAAAAUCUUCCUUUUAAAAUAUUGUGUCUUAGCCAUUAAAAUGUAGGUAAGUGAACAAUGUGUGUAUUUAACUUAUCAUCAGUUCAUUUGUCUCUUUUAUACUCUAACUCUCUUCAACCCUUAUAAUCAAAUGAUGACUCACAAAGGAACCUGAAUUUCUAACCAGCAUUGGCUUGGAGAAUAGAGACUUGUGAAUCAGAAUCACAAUUUAUAUCUACAAAUACAUACACGUUCUUUCAAAAUAUUCUAGCUCCCUAGAAGGGAAUCUAAUAGGUAG